UAUGGACAGAGCAUCCACACAGAGGCUGCCUGCCUGCCGCAGACCCAGCUGACAUGGGGAACGCUGGAGAAACUCAGCUGUGCUGGGCCAUCCUGGGCUUCCUCCUGCUCCAAGGCCACAACUCCCAGCCCAUGACAACUAGCCCUCAGGGAAACUUCAGUAGUCAAAGUCCAACCACAGAGCCAGCUUCCCCCCAGACAGCAGAUCCAGAGAAGUCCUCACAGGUCCCCACGGAAGCCAGUAAGCCCAUGACUCUGAGUUCAAGCACUCUGGCUGGUCACUCCCUAUCCUCACUGGAACCAACUUGGUCCCACCCACAGAAACAGACAUCAGGACUCGACACCUCUCACGACGUUACUUCCAAAUCACCCACCAUGAGUUUGAGGAUGAGAGAAGACUCAACCAUCCUGCCCAGCCCCACGUCAGAGACGGUGCUCACUGUGGCUGCAUUCGGCGUCAUCAGCUUCAUUGCUAUCCUGGUGGUUGUGGUGGUCGUCCUGGUCAGUGUGGUCAGUCUAAGGUUUAAGUGUCGGAAGAGCAAGGAGUCUGAAGAUCCCCAGAAACCUGGAAGUUCGGGGCUCUCUGAGAGCUGCUCCACAGCUAAUGGAGAGAAAGACAGUAUCACCCUCAUCUCCAUGAAGAACAUCAACAUGAAUAACAGUAAAGGAUGCCCCUCAGCAGAGAAGGUUCUUUAAAAGUGACCUUGGGUCCCUGUGGAUCUGACAAUGAUGCAGCUGCCCUGUGCCUGUAAGAAGGAAGGCGAUGGGAUCGGUAGAAGCAAUGAACCAGAUAUAAGUUAUUUUGUUGUUUCACAUCUACUCCCAGAUCUAAAGGACACUAGCAUUCCUCCAGAUCUGGGAGCAAGCUGCCAGUAUGAGAGACUCUUUCCCACAUGGACAGUCACCCUAGAAACACAGCCUGCUACUCCCACCAUCUCAAAAUCACAGGAAGGAAGAGUCUAUAGAGCCAGAGCAAGGAAAAUGACAAAGUGAAUUUGUCCUUUCUACUUUACAUUAAAAUUAUUUUCUAGCCUGCAGUCUAAUUUCUCCCAUGGGUAUUUCUUAACAGAGUGUUUAGCAGCUCUGGGGCCUCCUUUUGUAGAUAAGUCAUGUGCAAGUUGCUACCCCUGUGGGGAGCUCUCUGAGAAACCUGGGAGGCAGAGAGAACUUUUUGUCAGGUCUACCUUGUUUCACCUGGUUUAUUAAGUAGUGAUGAGGACUAACCAUUCCAAAAAGGGAGAGAAAAGGAGCUGUAAACAGUGAUUACUGUCACCAGUAGAGAAGUUUUGAGUCCGGAGAGUGAGAACAUGGGAGGCACAAUGCAUUCUGAUUAGGAAGCUCUGGUGAUGAGAGCUGUAUAAGGGCAAACGUCCUCUGCCUGCCCCAGGUAGACUUGCCUCAUUUUGGUCCUAGCUGUGGGAAUAGCACUGGGAAGGUUUAGAGCGAGGAUAAGUCUGUGACUUCGUAAACCCAAAUCCACCCCUUUGCCCCACACAGCUAUGAUUUUUGUGUCCGAGAAACAGAAUGGAGGCUCACAGACACUGUAAAGUGGUUUAAAGAGAAUGAGAAAAAGAAUGCAGUUAUCUGUCUUCUUAGUCAUCUCUACCACGACACUGGUUUGGAAAUGAAUCCUGGUUGGGGAGAGUCAAUGGAAGAGUCAUCUGGGUAUGUCUGCAUGGACUGCUAUAAGCAUCUGGUUGGUGGCAGUUUAGAACACAGGAGAACACAGAUUACCCAUUCUGAAGCAACCAUAUGCUAUUUCCUUCUGGAUUUAGACUCUGCAAGGAGAGAGAAAGCCUAGAACAGAAAGUUCAUUCUGCUUGUCUCAAUGAAACUAUUAAAGUGGCCUGAAGGAAACUACUAGAUUCUAAAUCCUCUAGGGAAGGGCCUGUAACCUGUUCAUGUCUGUAGCUCCUGUGUGGUGCACUGUGCCCAGAACAUCAGAGGUCACGAAAACUGGUUCUUGAGGAAAUCUAGUCAAAAGCCGGGGCUCUCCUACAGAGUUGUAGCUUGAUUUUGGCAAAAUCAUCCCCAUCUCUGAGCUUAUUUUCUUACUUUCAAAAUUAGGAGGGUAUACUACUUGGCCUUCACUAUCUUUUGGGGUUCUUAUAUUCUACAGUUCUAUAAACUCUAGAUGUAAGAAAAAAUGAACACAAUCUUUUGAGUAGAGAUCACUCUGGGUUGGAGCCAGAGACAAGUCUUGAGUGACUCUGGGACUUAAAUUCUCUGGACUUAGAUUUUCCUGUGUGUUCACAUGUAUUAAUGUGGAAGAAUGAUCCUGACCUGGCCCUGUCUAUCUCACAGGCUAAUUGGUAAGUAAAAUGGAACAGUAAAUGUGGAGACACUUGGGAAGUAAAAGUACUAGCUGGCAACUGCAGCAGACAAUGUUGAGUACUACCAUCCAGGUCCCACUUCAGGAUCAGGACCCUUCAUCUUGAAUUGCUGGGCGUGUUGGCUGCUGAGGACUCAUAGCUGACUGAUGACCAGUUGAUGGGGUGGGGAGGUGGGGAUGAAGACCUGGACCCCUUGCCUCAAUUUCUCCCUCUGCUUAAUCCUGCUUCCCUUAUUCCUCACGACUGUAGUUCCCAGGAGCACUCACCAAUAAACCUUCAGCAUGCAAAUCUCAGAGACCCUGAGUCUAUUUCCUGGCAUACCCAACCCAUGACAGCAAUACAACAUUUAAAAAAAUAAUUCAGAUAUAUUUUAUUUAAGCCACAAUGCAAAAAACAUGACUUCCUAGCCAGUUCCAGUACAAAAAUCCAUCACAAGGAUGGAACUCUCCAGGUGACCUAACAAUGGCUAGAAGUACUGGAUUCUGUUUGAAUUGUUAUUGUUAUUCUG
Hippopotamus amphibius kiboko is the source of this 2840-nucleotide messenger RNA. RefSeq names its product endothelial cell surface expressed chemotaxis and apoptosis regulator (gene ECSCR). Gene Ontology annotation, cellular component: plasma membrane; cytosol. Gene Ontology annotation, biological process: positive regulation of proteasomal protein catabolic process; positive regulation of endothelial cell apoptotic process; negative regulation of angiogenesis. The record is from RefSeq and is a predicted model, not a curated record. Lineage: Eukaryota; Metazoa; Chordata; Mammalia; Artiodactyla; Hippopotamidae. The transcript has 9 exons. The coding region runs from base 54 to 695 and encodes 213 amino acids.